GUGCGUGACCCAUGGCAACGGUGGUGCUAAACAAGCGGGCUGUGCAUCGAAGGGGAGGGCAGGUAACCCCGGGGUUGCCCUGGCAACGCCCUUAGCAACGGAGCUUGAGCCGGCGGCCGGGAGCCCGGAGCUGGAGUAGCGGCGGCGGCGGCGGCGGGAGGGAGGCGGCCGGAACCUUCAUCGCCCGGAACCUUUGUAUUGGGUCGGCGGCGGGAGCGGCCCGGGGACGUCGGCGGGGAGCCGGGGACGGUGGGGGGAGGCUGCGCCAUGUUCAAGAACACGUUCCAGAGCGGCUUCCUCUCCAUCCUCUACAGCAUCGGCAGCAAACCGCUGCAGAUCUGGGACAAGAAGGUGAGGAAUGGCCACAUUAAGAGGAUUACAGACAACGACAUCCAGUCCCUGGUGUUGGAGGUUGAAGGGACCAACGUGAGCACCACCUACAUCACCUGCCCAGCAGACCCGAAGAAGACCCUGGGCAUCAAGCUGCCCUUCCUAGUGAUGAUCAUCAAGAACUUGAAGAAAUACUUCACCUUCGAAGUCCAGGUUCUGGAUGACAAGAAUGUCCGCCGGCGAUUCCGGGCAAGUAACUACCAGAGCACGACCCGGGUGAAGCCCUUCAUCUGCACCAUGCCCAUGAGGCUGGACGAUGGCUGGAACCAGAUCCAGUUCAACCUGUCGGACUUCACCCGCCGUGCGUACGGCACCAACUACAUCGAGACACUGCGGGUACAGAUUCACGCCAACUGUCGGAUCCGGCGCGUUUACUUCUCUGACAGGUUGUACUCGGAGGACGAGCUCCCUGCUGAGUUCAAGUUAUACCUACCUGUACAGAAUAAAGCCAAGUGAGCAGAAUGAAGUAUCCACGGACUGUCGGAGGUUCGUUUCCCUCGGCCUCCCUUCAGCAUCAUCCGAUGGUGAGGAAAACCCUUCGGAAAGUGAAUGCUUUGUAUAUUUUCAUUUAAUAUAAAGCCAGUGUUUAAGCA
This is a messenger RNA of Pristis pectinata (smalltooth sawfish), 983 nucleotides long. It is a transcript of the gene cfap20, whose product is annotated as cilia and flagella associated protein 20. Gene Ontology annotation, biological process: cilium assembly; positive regulation of cell motility; regulation of cilium beat frequency involved in ciliary motility. Bases 268 to 846 code for a protein of 192 amino acids. Gene Ontology annotation, cellular component: motile cilium; ciliary basal body. NCBI's taxonomy places the organism in Eukaryota, Metazoa, Chordata, Chondrichthyes, Rhinopristiformes, Pristidae. The transcript is spliced from 6 exons. The record is from RefSeq and is a predicted model, not a curated record.